AUGGGAAAUUGUUUGGUGCUGCAACAAAUUAAUAUGAUGAAGAUCAUGAAAACAGAUAGGAAAGUUCUUGAAUACGCAACAGCAAUCAAAGUUGAAGAGGUUUUGCCACUUCCACCACCAGCAUCACCUAAAGGGGUCAAGAAGGUGAGGUUUGCAAAUCCAGAAGUUCAAGAUGUACAUAAAAGUAGUGUUGUUAGGAUUAAGGUUGUUGUUAGUAAGCAAAAACUGCAAGAUAUGUUAGAUAAUGGAGGGAUUUCAGUUGACAAGAUGUUAUCUCUUGCUCAUGGUGAAAAGGGAAUGGAUGGUGAAGAUUUGUGUAAAGAAAAUGAUGAUGAUGAUGAUGAUUCUCUAUGGGAGCGGAAACCAGUAUUGAAAAGCAUACCUGAAGUAAUCUAG
This is a messenger RNA of Lathyrus sativus (Indian pea), 396 nucleotides long. NCBI's taxonomy places the organism in Eukaryota, Viridiplantae, Streptophyta, Magnoliopsida, Fabales, Fabaceae. The record is from the annotation of a GenBank genome assembly.